ACGUCAUUUUUUCUGCUCUUCACGGCGACAUUUUAGCGUGGCUUUUUGAGCUGUUAGCGGCGACAUUGAUCGUUUCCAAAAGUCUCUCCUUCAAUUUUCCUCCUCCUCUCGCUGUGGAGGUUUGAGAUCAGAACAUUUGCCUGUGCAUCUUGGAGAUCGAUGGGGGUCUUCAUCGAGAGCUUUGUCUGGGAACCAAAUCCAAGCGUAUAUCUGUUCAUUUUCUUUUUGUGCUUCUUCUCAAUCAUUCUUCUGCCUUACUUCUCCAAGAACAGCUCCAACAGGGCUUCGACUGUCUUCGAUCAUGCACUCUCCUCGUCGUUUCUUCGUUUCCAGAGAAGUUUUCUGUUCCUCUACUCUCUCGCCUGCGUAACGGAAGGCAUGUGGUCGGUGUUUGGAGAGUUUGAGCUUGCUUACUAUGGUGUUACUAGGGAGCAAAUGGUGGUUUAUCUCUGUGUCGGAUGCGUAGUGGCUGUUGUUUUCGGUACCUGCUUCGGCAUGCUUGCUGAUUUAAUUGGUCAAAAGAAAGUCUGUUUGAUCUUUUGGACCCUACACCUCUUUAUUGGCAUGUUGAAGUGGAUAAUCUCACACCCGAGUAUUUGGGUAGCAAGUAUCUGUUUGUCUCUUGCUACUUCAUUGUUUUCAUUCAGCUUUGAGACAUGGAUGGUGGUUGAACAUGAUAAGCUAGGUCACAGGCAAGAUACAUUAAGUGACAUGUUUUGGUUAAUGACCUUUUCUGAGUCUGCAUCUUUAAUCGGAAGCCAAGUACUUGCAAAUUGGCUGGUUGGUGAUGAUUUGGAGAAAAAUAUAGUUUCUCCCUCUAUUGCAGCUAUUGUCUUGGCAAUAAUGGGUAUCUUUUCUACUACUAGAGGAUGGACAGAAACUCCCCAAACACUGGCCCUUAAGGACUAUAGGAUGUCCUUCUCUGUUUAUAUUUUUGGUGAUAAGAGGAUAUGGCUAUUGGCAUGUGCACAAGCUUGCCUUCAUUUCUCAAUUUCAUUUUUCUGGAUUUUAUGGGCUCCAACACUGGUGGCUGAUGGGCGAGAAGUGCAUUUGGGGUUGGUAUAUCCAUGCCUUCUGGGUGCAAGAAUGUUAGGAAGCACAGUAUUUCCAUGGCUCAUUCAUGGACCAUCCCCACUUCGAACUGAGGAAUACUUAGUGUAUGCAUUUAUUAUGAUGGGGUUUGUCUUGUCUAUAGUCGCUUAUGAUUAUCAGGAAAUUGGAGUUUUAUUGACACUAUUCUGUUUAUUCCAUGCUUGUGUUGGCCUCAUUUUACCUUCACUUGCCAGAUUGAGGAGCUUAUAUGUACCUAAUGAGUUGCGUGGAGGGAUGAUAAGCCUGUCUUUAGCUCCUGCAAAUGCAACAGUUCUGCUUUUCCUAUUGCAAGGAGGCUACUUCCGAAACCUAGGGAAUGCAACAAUCAUGGCAUUUGCUGCUCUUGGCCUAUUUGCAGCUGCUGGUUGCAUGCAUGUGUUGAAGCAGUGGGGGAAGCAACCUUAUCAAUACUCACACAAAUUGUGAUUUCAUUUCCCAUUGUGGCCCCAGGACAACGCUGUGGUUGAUGAAUUCUGGGUGUCAGCCAAGAGCGGUCGAUGGACUUGGGAGGCAAGGAAAGGAACAAAAACUGUAUGCUUCUGAAAUACAUUAGUUCCAAGAGCACAAAAUCAGAUUUUAGAGUUCUAUUUUUUGUCUCUGCUGGCGCCAUCUGAAGAAGAAAAAGCUGUGAUGGUGGUUCUGCAAUUCUUGAUCAUCAUCAAUCACAAAGUUUUGGUACAUCCAGGCUCCAAUGUGGUCCUUCGCUGGUAAAUCAGUUAAAGAUAGCACAAUCUGGCGCGAUAUUUGCUGGGCAUGUAUCCCUUUAAGCAAAGAAUCGCAAAUGUCAGGUCUGCUAGUGAAAUAUAUAGUUUGGUAUCUUACCACAAGGGAAGGCAGAGGAAGCCACCUUGAUGAGCUACAUGGUUGAAAGUCGUUGUGUUCAUUUUCAUUUUUAGCCGGCAUUGGGAAGUGUGAGUGUUGGGAAAUUCCACAUGCAAAAAGUGCACUCGUUAAUUAUUAAUUAAUUGGAUGCAAUAGAGAUUUAUUUUGUGCGAUUGUGAAAAA
This is a messenger RNA of Malania oleifera, 2097 nucleotides long. RefSeq lists its product as uncharacterized. Gene Ontology annotation, biological process: molybdate ion transport. The transcript is spliced from 9 exons. Lineage: Eukaryota; Viridiplantae; Streptophyta; Magnoliopsida; Santalales; Ximeniaceae. The record is from RefSeq and is a predicted model, not a curated record. Bases 160 to 1518 code for a protein of 452 amino acids. Gene Ontology annotation, molecular function: molybdate ion transmembrane transporter activity. Gene Ontology annotation, cellular component: membrane.